Messenger RNA from Poecile atricapillus (Black-capped chickadee), 2415 nucleotides. RefSeq names its product ankyrin repeat domain 34A (gene ANKRD34A). Gene Ontology annotation, molecular function: protein binding. NCBI's taxonomy places the organism in Eukaryota, Metazoa, Chordata, Aves, Passeriformes, Paridae. The record is from RefSeq and is a predicted model, not a curated record. The transcript is spliced from 2 exons. The coding region runs from base 181 to 1548 and encodes 455 amino acids.
ACCUCCCGCCUCCCCACCUUACCGGCGGCAGGCCCGGAUGGCGGCCACGGUCCUCCGUCCCCAACACCCCCGUCCCCGGGGCCGUGGGAACCGGGAGCCGGAGCAGAGGGACCCCACGCACCCGUUGCCACGAAAGAGAGUGCCACCCCUGUCCCUGCACGCUGUCCUGUGAGUCCGGCCAUGCCCAGCCCUGUCCGCCGCCCCCCCAGCGCCGCGGUGCCACUGGGGCUCCCCAUGAUCCCGGCGGAGGGUUCGGCGCUGCUGCGCGCCGUAUCCCAAGGGAAAUUCCGCCUGACCCGGCUGCUGCUGGAGGGGGGAGCCUACAUCAACGAAGGCAAUGCCGCGGGCACGACGCCGUUGAUGGCAGCGUGCCGUGCCGGCUACGCCGACCCGCCCGAGCAGCCGCGGAUGGUCCAGUACCUUCUGGAGAACGGCGCUGAUCCCAACAUUCCCGAUAAAUCCGGGAAGACGGCGCUCAUGCACGCCUGCGCCGAGCGCGCCGGCCCGGCCGUGGCCGCUAUGCUGCUGGCCCACGGCGCCGACCCCAGCGCCCGGGACUACGCGGGCGGCUCUGCGCUGCUUUACGCCUUGGAGCGCGGGGACCGGGAGACGCUGCAGGUGCUGCUGGACGCGUGUCGGGAGCGCGGGCGCGACGUCAUCAUCAUCACCUCGGCCACGUCUCCCCGCGGCACCAAGACCACCCGGCAGUACCUGAACUCGCCCCCGUCGCCCGCCCUCUGCGCGUCCCCCUCCCAGGUGCAGGUGCGAGCGGCGGCGUCGCCGGGUGCCAGCGCGAGGGACGAGGAGCGCGACGUCUUCCGCUUCCCACCUGCGGCUCCAGGCACCGCUUCGGAACCAUCCCGGGCCGUGCCCAAGCGGCAGCUGAAAAGGCUCAAUUCGGAGCCCUGGGGGCUGGCGGUGCCGGGAGCGGAGGGGAUGCAGGGAUACUCCGAGGGGACACAGGGAAGCCUGGAGGGGACACAGGGACCCCCAGAGGGAGCACGGAGAACCUUAGAUGAGAUAUGGGGACCUCCGGAGGGGACACGGAGACCCUUGGAGGGAACACGAGGCCCCUCAGAAGGUUCAUGGGGUUCCCCUGAGGGCCCACGGGGGCCCCUGGAAGGGACGGCAGCCCCCCUGGAGCAGCUGGCGGUGGGGCUGGAGGGGCUGCACUUGCGCCCGCGCCGGCACAGCGUGGAGGGGCGUGAGGUCUCAGGACUGCCAGGAGUCAGCUGGGCUGAACGGGUGCCCCCCGUCCCCACCCCAGGGCGUUGGGCCCCAGCCCCCGAUCCUCCACGGGGCAAACCCCUGCGCCGGGACCCCCCCAAUCCUGAGCUAGCCACCCCUGGGCCGCUCCGGCACCCGGCUGGGCUGCUGGAGCGCCGUGGCUCUGGAACGUUUCCCCUGGAGCCCCCCGGGCCGGGGAGGGCCGGGCUGCUGCCCCCGCUGCCCCCCCGAGCACUGCUCCGCCGGCAUUCCAUGCAGCCAGAGGCCUUGCGGCAUCUUGGGGCCUUCUGCGGGGGGCUGGGUCCCGAGCCUGGCUCUUAGGGGCCCCCUAGGGAUAUGGCGAACCCCCAAGCCCAGGACCCCUUCGGGAAGGCCUCACAUGGGUGGUGGCACUGUUUGCUCUGAACCCUGCUGUGGGUUAACUCUUCCAUCCCUCUGCUGGCACAAACUCUGCACGACCCUGAAUUUGGGGAGCUGGUGAGUGCACUCCCAACUCCCAGGGCCCCCCCCCCCCCCCCCCGGUAUCUUCCUCCUGUUCCUGCCUCAUUCUCCCAGCAGCUUUUUCCCCCAGACCCAUUGCUGGAGGUCCCCAGGUUCUGGCAAUAAAGGCCUCAGUGUAGAUCAGUGGCUCUGAGUGAGAGGGGGGCACAUCUAUGGGCUUGGGGACACAGGGGACAGCUGGGGGGUGCAGCUGGACGCUGGCACAGCCAGACACCAGGACAUGUGGCCACAGGAACUCCAUUGGGUCCCCCGAAGCUGCACAGCUGUUGCUUCGCAAUGCUAGUUUUAAGGAAAAAAAGGUUUCCAAGACCUGAGUUGUUCUACUGCCAGGCUGGGAGGGAUCCUCAGGAUCCUUGGGGAUCCAGCAGCCUGGAUGGGGAGGGAUUUUAGGGAAAGGGCCAUGGGAGGGGCUGGGGAGUUUUAAUGAAGGACAAAGAAAAAGAAGACAAACUUAGACAAAAACUUGUUAUUGGACAGAAAACAAGGAAUUCCCAGUGGGAUAAAUGCCAUGGUAGAUUUAGGGACCAUUUGUCUGAGGCAUGGAAAAAACUCCUGGGAUGUACUGGGAUAUGGGGGUGGGAGGGAUCACCCCAAACCUGAGGGAAAUCUCCCCAACCCUCAGAGGCUGCUGCUUCCCUCAUAUUUGUCCUUUGAAAACAAUAAAAUUCCAUAAAACCCGAAUUUCCC